Messenger RNA from Clunio marinus, 201 nucleotides. The record is from the annotation of a GenBank genome assembly. Lineage: Eukaryota; Metazoa; Arthropoda; Insecta; Diptera; Chironomidae.
AUGAAGGUUGCAAUUUUCUUACUUUUGGCAUUUUUCGUUGCUGUGACUGUCGCCGGUCCAACAAAAGUCGACUCGAACAACGUUGGGGAUAUUGUCACUGUUGGAGUCAAUGCUGAUUUGAAAAUCAAGAGUAAAAUCGACCAGGACAUUAUCAACGUCAUCGUUGCAUUACUUAACGAUCAAUCGACUCGCAUAGGAUGA